AUCAAAAGGAACUCAAAGAGUGCAAGUUCUAUUAAUUUCUGAGAAAAUGAAACAUUUUUUGCGUACAUAUGAUUCAUUUUCUAUGCAAGCCGAAUCAGAUCCUAGUAUUAAAUCUUCAUCUGAUGGCAGCGAUUCCCACGAAUCUGCUUUAAGCUGCCAAAAGGAUACAUCAGAUGACACGUUUGAACAUUCAGAUACUCAUUCUAUUAAGCCUAAAAAAAGAAUUCGACUUUAUCACCGUACUCAUGCUCACAGAAACCCCUUGUCCGAUUCGCUUAGCAUGCAAUAUCCUAUAAAUCCCGACAUGAUGGACUGGCCAAAAUAUUACCCUUUUGUCUGGUCCCAAUAUCAAAAACAAACAGACAAUCAGCUUUUGCCGCCACGAGUUGAGAUGGCCGAUAUUGGGUGUGGAUAUGGAGGACUUUUAAUUGCUCUUAGCCGACUCUUUCCAAAUCGACUGACCCUCGGCUUAGACAUCAGAACCCGCGUUUUAAAAUAUGUAGAUCAAAGACUGGAGGAGUUACGUAGCACGACGUAUAAUAGCUUGGAUGAGGUACCGUUGACAGGUAAUUUGCACCCACUUUGUACUAUAACCGAGCCCAUUUAUGGCCCCUCAAACGCACCCGAUUCCCAUACGUAUUUCCAGGCGCCGGCUUUCCCCCCGUACCAUAAUGUUGCUGCAAUUGAGACCAAUGCAAUGAAGCAUUUGCCCAACCUCUUUCAUAAGAGACAAUUAGACAAAAUAUUUUUUUUGUUUCCAGAUCCUCAUUUUAAAAAGGCAAAAUACCGCCUCAGAAUUAUCAAUUCCAUGCUAUUGGAUCAGUAUGCUUAUGUUCUAAGAGAAGGCGGGUAUGCAUAUAUUGCAACAGACGUCAAAGAUUUAUACGAUUGGAUGGAACGACAUUUUUUAGAACACCCACUUUUUGAAAAGGUAACUGAACAAGAACUAUGCGACGACCCGGUUAUCAAUUUGAUUCCAAAUUCGACGGAGGAGAGCAGAAAGGCGAAAAAGCAAAACAGAAGCAUAUUUUACACUGCCUUUAAAAGAAUUCCUUACGAUGGCAAAAAUCAUGCAGUCUAUAAAUUCUUUGAAGUUGACUAAAGGAAUUCAUGCUUUAAGGCAGCGCUAACAUGCACAAUUAAAAAAUAAAAACAGUCAACAGAAAGUGUGGCCAUAAGAAUAGCACACGAUUUGGCCUAAUUCCGUGGAAGUGUGUUUAUUCAGUAAUAAAACGUUAGAUGUGCGUCCCUUAAAACAAGAUUCAGACUGACAAAUAAGCCAGAUCUUAUCGAAUUCUUAAUUCUUAGAGCAUAACAAGUUGACUAUUCUCGGUGCAACCGUUCUUACCUAUCUACUAGAAGCUUGGUAACGUCGUGAAUGUUCUGUUGAAUACUUUGUACCGAAUUCUUACGCUUUUUUGAUGUUCGUUGAGCUGCGACCUCUGAAGCGUAAGACAGAAUGACAAACUGAAGAAGUUCA
Molecule: messenger RNA, 1480 nt
Organism: Schistocerca gregaria
Lineage: Eukaryota; Metazoa; Arthropoda; Insecta; Orthoptera; Acrididae
Product: tRNA (guanine-N(7)-)-methyltransferase-like
Exons: 2
Coding region: 47-1102 (351 amino acids)
Biological process (GO): tRNA methylation; RNA (guanine-N7)-methylation
Cellular component (GO): tRNA methyltransferase complex
Molecular function (GO): tRNA (guanine(46)-N7)-methyltransferase activity
Source: RefSeq, a predicted model, not a curated record